AUGGCUGCAUACCACUACCCGGUAUCUCAAUACGCUCCUCCUGCGACGUCGCAUAACUCGCACGGCCACCACACCCGGAGUCGCCGGGGACCGCGAGUCUCAUCGCAGAACGCGCAAAGACAAUUCAAGGCGCAGCGGAGUCCCAAGGAGGUCUUGGAGGUACCGACGUAUACAGACUACCAGCGCGUCCUCGAGGCUGCCAAAGGCUUCGAGUUUGACGAUGACGAAGUCUUCUGCCCGUUCAACCUCUUGACCGAGGACGAUCUUCAUUCCAUACACUCGGCAUCUUCAUCGGAAAAAGGCUCCCUCUCAUCGGGCUCCCCGGACGGAUCCCCGGUCCAGCAGCAAGCUCAACCGACGCCGUCUCUUCUAUUACCUUCGGUCCCUCACUCCUACAGCCUCGCGGGUUUUCAGCACGCCCAGCAAAUGAAGCUCCACCAACCGUUGGCUCAGCGCACUCGCAACGCCAUCCCAAUCGUCGACCCUUCGACCCGCUCGGUCGCGAGCCCUCCCAUGUCCGUCUCGCCUGCCCGGCAGAUGCAGCAACACCACCACCACCAGUAUGCGCAACGCCGCUGGUAG
Dissoconium aciculare CBS 342.82 is the source of this 582-nucleotide messenger RNA. RefSeq lists its product as uncharacterized. The coding region runs from base 1 to 582 and encodes 193 amino acids. The transcript is spliced from 2 exons. NCBI's taxonomy places the organism in Eukaryota, Fungi, Ascomycota, Dothideomycetes, Mycosphaerellales, Dissoconiaceae. The record is from RefSeq and is a predicted model, not a curated record.